AUGCUUGGUCUGAAGUCUAGAUUCAUUACUAGGGAGAAAUACAAAAAUCCAUCUGUUGUACGUACACACUGCAUACUUCAUCAUGAAGCUUUAUCACCCAGAGCCUUACAUACUGAAAUGAGAAAUGUCUUGAACAUGGUUAUCAAGGUUGUCAACUUUGUUAAAGGUGGAGCCUUAAACGGUCGUCUUUUCAAACUGUUCUAUAAAGAUGUGGAAUCUGAACAUGAAGCAUUGCUUUUUCACACGAACGUACGAUGGCCAUCAAAGGGAAACAUGCUUGGACGGCUUUAUGAACUACGUGAAGAAGUAGCAAAUGUUCUUGAUUUGCAGCAGAAGGCAGAUCUCCAUGGCAAAUUCCAGUCUGAAGGCUUUCAGCUAUCUCUAGCUUACCUGGUGGACAUCUUCGAAGCGUUGAAUGCUCUCAACCUUAAACUACAAGGGGUAAAUAUUAACAUUCUCACACACCAUAACACCACUCAAACCUUCGUAGCCAAACUCGUUCUCUGGAAAUGUCGAAUUCAGCAGGGAAAUACAACCAGUUUUUGUUAUUUGGAUUCUGCUCUCAUUCACGGUAACCUUGAUUCUGAGUUUAAGAAACAAAUAAUCACUCAUCUAACUGAUUUGAAAACAGAAUUAAUCAGAUACAUCCCAGAUGUAGAUGAAAAGCGCGAAGCUUGGAAAUUCAUCAGGAACCCAUUUCAGUGUCCUCGGAUUUUAGUUAUGUUUGGAUCCACGUAUCUUUGUGAAGCUGCAUUUUCCCACGCUCGUUGCAGUCAAGACCAAGAACAGAAACAGGCUGAACGUUGA
Messenger RNA from Octopus sinensis (East Asian common octopus), 807 nucleotides. Its product is annotated as protein ZBED8-like. The transcript has 2 exons. Lineage: Eukaryota; Metazoa; Mollusca; Cephalopoda; Octopoda; Octopodidae. The coding region runs from base 1 to 807 and encodes 268 amino acids. The record is from RefSeq and is a predicted model, not a curated record.